This is a messenger RNA of Dermacentor albipictus, 2105 nucleotides long. RefSeq names its product proton-coupled zinc antiporter SLC30A2-like. Gene Ontology annotation, molecular function: zinc ion transmembrane transporter activity. The record is from RefSeq and is a predicted model, not a curated record. Gene Ontology annotation, cellular component: plasma membrane. Lineage: Eukaryota; Metazoa; Arthropoda; Arachnida; Ixodida; Ixodidae. Gene Ontology annotation, biological process: zinc ion transmembrane transport; response to zinc ion.
CAAACGUUGGCCCGAGCGGGAAUGAACUAAAGUGAUGAAGAAGAAGAAGAAGAAGAAGAAGGCUCGUGCGUUGCUGCGGGUGCAGUCGGAGAUUGGAACGCGAACCGCCUGAACCAUAACUUGGGUUUGCAAGACACGACUGAAGGUCUCCCACUCUCGAUGGAUGUGCUGAGAGCUGGAGUCCCGGCGCAGGUCUCGUCCAUCCACUGCCACAAAAACCAAAACGACGAGGCAGCUGACGUGGACGUCAGCGCCCGCCGACGGCUCAUCUGCGCCAGCAUUCUCUGCCUCACCUUCAUGCUCUUCGAGCUCGUCGGUGGCAUUUUGGCGAACAGCCUGGCGAUAGCGACGGAUGCGGCUCACCUCUUAACAGACUUCGCCAGCUUCAUGAUAAGCCUGUUCUCUUUGUGGAUGGGCGCCAGGCCUGCCACGAAACGCCUCAGUUUUGGUUGGUACCGUGCAGAGGUGAUCGGCGCGCUGACAUCUGUGAUUAUGAUCUGGGCCGUCACCGGCGUGCUGGUUUACAUGGCGAUCCAGAGGAUGAUCAACAAGGAGUACAACAUCGACGCCACCAUCAUGCUUAUCUCCGCCUCCGUCGGCGUCGUGGUCAACAUAAUCAUGGGCCUGGCGCUGCAGAUCCACCCGACGGGCCCGCUGGGCCACAGCCACGGGUCAGAGGAGUCGGCGCGCCGCUUCGAGCUGCUCUCGACCGAGCCGUUCGUGCCGCACGGUGCCACCGCCAGCGAGAUGGACUCGUCGCGACGGUGCAGCCGCCUCGACGUCUUCCGCGGCGUCGACCCCCGCGUAGCGCUCGCCACUGGCAGCCUGCAAGCCAUGGGUCCACAGCACGUAUCCGAAGUUGGCCCGAGUGGUCACAGCGCCAGCGCACCGUCCAUGUCGUCGCCGCCGUACAAUCCGCCCGGCCCGGAAACGCCGUUGUCGCACUACACCGAGGCACCCGAUGGCGUCGACACCGAAGCCAUGACGCCGCAUCAAGACGCGACCGAACAACGGGGCGCGCCGCUGGACGCAGUGGGCCCACCACCGGGAAGCCAACGGGCAAAGUCGUCGACAAGCCCAGAAGGCAGUGGCGCGUUAGACUUCGCAGCAAUUGGCUCCGGGGCAAAUCGGCACCUCCCUGGCAUUGUCAGUGCCAGUGGAAACGUCUCGGAAAACGCCGCGGGCACACCAGGAACUGCCACGGGUGCUGCGCCCGUCCACGGACAGCCCGGAGUCUCCCAGCACGAUCCGAGAACGUCGCCGGAUGGUCAAACUAGGUCGCCGGACGACCGUCACACGAGCUCCGGGAGCCUGGCGCACACGCCGCCUCAGCAACCCGGCGCGGGCGCCGCGCCGGCACCCGCUGCUGGCAGCGCCAGCGCGAGCCCCGACCCACCGCCGCCGCGAAGCAGCCAGGAGAGUCGGGGCGUGAUGAACAUCAACGUGCGCGCCGCCUUCAUCCACGUGCUGGGCGACCUGAUCCAGAGCGUGGGCGUGCUGGUCGCGGCCAUCGUCAUCUACUUCUGCCCGAGCUGCGGCGUCGUGGACCCGGUGUGCACGCUCAUGUUCUCGGUCAUCGUUCUGGUCACCACGCUGGCCAUCCUGCGCGAGGCGCUCAACGUGCUCAUGGAGGGCAUCCCGCACAGCGUCGACUACCACGAGGUCAAGCGGCUCCUGCUGUCCGUCGACGGCGUGGCGCGCGUGCACGACCUGCACAUCUGGGCGCUGAGCCUCGACAAGCUCGCCGUCUCCGCGCACGUCGUGCUCGUUCCUGGUGCGGAUGCCAUGUCCGUGCGGCGCAGUGCCUCCAGGACGAUUCGCCGCAACUUCGACGUCUUCAAGCUGACUCUGCAGAUGGAAGAGUUUGAAGAAGGCAUUCGCCAACACUGUCGCCGCUGCAGCGAGCCCAGCUGAGAUGCAUGGCACAUGGUUUCGAGCGUGGUGCUUGUUCUGUGCCGCCACCACAUGACACUCACUUGAGCUGUUAUAUGUUACUUGAAUUACUUCUGUUUACAAGUACAAAUGCGUUUUCAUGGACAAGAUUAUUGUGCGUCACCUGUAAAAAAUGAUUAUUCUAUUUGGACAAAAUAUAUAUUCGAAACAUA